Messenger RNA from Cheilinus undulatus (humphead wrasse), 4572 nucleotides. RefSeq lists its product as uncharacterized. The record is from RefSeq and is a predicted model, not a curated record. Bases 10 to 3396 code for a protein of 1128 amino acids. Gene Ontology annotation, biological process: regulation of immune system process; negative regulation of transcription by RNA polymerase II; regulation of cytokine production. The transcript has 12 exons. NCBI's taxonomy places the organism in Eukaryota, Metazoa, Chordata, Actinopteri, Labriformes, Labridae.
UAAAAGGACAUGAACACCCACGUGAACUGGACUCAUGAGGAGACUAGGGCACUCAUCUCUGUGUGGUCUGAGAAGAAAAUUCAGUUCGGACUUGGAGAAUCUGUCAGAAAUGAGAGAGUCUAUGGAGAAGUGUCUAACCGACUGGCUGCCAUGGGGAUGUCUCGCUCUGCUAAACAAUGUAGAGACAAGAUAAAGAAGCUAAAACUAGAAUACAGGAGAAUAAGGAAACAAGGUGAAGAAACUGGAGAUUUCACAAAUUACUUCAGGUGGUACGAUGCUUUGGAUUCUAUCUUGGGUGAAAACAGACUCAAAAGAGAAGAUGCUGAGCAGACAGCUACCAUAAUACAGAAAAUCAGGAUUUCUGAUGUGGAAACAGAUUCAACCCUAACAACAGAAACUCCUGGACGCUACAGCAACGCCGCCAUGACUUGCAAUGAAACACCUUCACCCACAAACAGUCAACAAGACUCAGGUUUUUACUCCAUUCAAGCAAAUGUUUUAGACGGUCCGUCUGCAAGUGCAUCAGUGAUGUCCACUGCCAUGAAAACAUCACUCAGAGAUUCACGCUGGUGCUCCUGGUCAAAAAGAGAGGUCCAAGCUUUGUUGACACUCUGGGCCAAUCCUGCUGUUCAAGAAGAACUCCUCCUCAAUGUGAGGAAUAACCAGGUUUAUACUCGCCUCAGUGCUGCACUGGAGUCCCUUGGGUUCAGUAAAACCCCUCAAAAGUGCAGGGAGAAAAUCAAAAAACUAAAGCAGGAUUAUAAAAGACUGAAAACCAGUGAAGGCAUUGGGAAGCAGAGAACCCGGACUGUUUGGUUUUCCAUCAUGGAUGAUGUUCUCGGCUCCAAGGCUGGUGCUUCAAGAUUUUUAGAUACAACAGAGGGCUUGCUGCUUCGCCAGACACAUCCUCCAAUGGAUGUAAACAAUACAGAUGACACCACGUGGCUGCCCGAUGAAGUCCAAGUGCUGCUUACCCUCUGGGCUCAACCCAACAUUCAAAAACAGCUUCUUAACACAGCAAAUAACGCUCAAGUCUUCACGUACCUCAGCAGUGAACUUGCAUUGGUAGGCUUUAACAAGACACCACAUCAGUGCAGUGUUAAAGUGAAUCAACUUAAAGAGGAGUACAGACAAAUCAAAGACACUGAAUCAGAUGGGGACAAUAAAGGCAACUGGUUUGUUAUUUUGGAUGGUGUCCUCGGCCCAGGCAGAGGAGCUUCUGAAGAGGAUUCAUCUGCUGUGCUGAAACAAACUACAUCAUCACAACAAGAGAAAGUGUCAACCCAGGCUGUCUGGACAUCAGAUGAGGUCAAAGUGCUGCUCACUCGCUGGGCAGGGGAGAGCAUCCAGGAGCAGCUCAGAUCUGAUCCAACAACUGAGAGAGUGUUUGCUCAGCUGAGCUCCGACCUUGCCACGCAGGGUUUUGAUAAGACCACCAGCCAAUGCAGGUCAAAGAUAGGACUGUUGAAAGAAAAGUACAGGAGAGUUAAGGAACACAAGGACUCCAAAACACAAAAAGGAGGAUGGUUUUCCGUCAUGGAUAAAGUCCUUGGUCGUGGAAUGUCAGAGGAUGAGACCAAACAAGCAGAAGUCAGACAUUCGGACACAUUUCAGCAGACUUCACAUGGAGAGAUUUCUGAUACAGAGAGACAAGUCUUAGAUCACAGCUUGUCCGUCUCAUCACUGUGUCUCCUGGUUCCCUCUCUGCGUCUGAUGUGCGCCUUCGCCUGGCAGGUCAUCCAGUGUUGUAAUGUGAUGCAUUAUGGGAAGGUAGAGGAGCUGGUGAGGGUGGUAGCAGAGCUGGCUCCAGAGCUGCUGACACCUAGAGAGAAAGCACAAAUCCUGCUUCGACUAAGGGCUCGGACGGUGUUGGAAUUGUGUCGUAAGGACAGCACAGCCAACCCGUUGAGGAUCCAGCCCCACCUGACGGUCAUUAAGAACCUCACAACUGGCUGCAUGUGUGAUCAGGAGGAGCGGGAGGAGCUGGAAAAUUCCAAGUCAAAUUUUGUGGAGGUCAUUCAGAGACUGCUAGAAGACACAGAGGAAAGGAGGAUAUUUUUCAAGGAAGUCUUUCCGGUCUAUUAUGGUCACCAAUAUGAAGCCAUAUUACAGACAUUAGUCUGGAAGUUCAUCUCUAGACUUGAUAACCUGCUGCCUGUUCCCGAUAUAAAACAGACUGCAGAGUGGCUCAGCUCUGUCCCCUCUGUCAUGGAGGAAUGUGGACGUCUGGUGUUGGACUCUGAUCAGCUGAAGGCCCUCCUGAAUUUUCACCAGCAACAAUCAGGAGUCACAACAACAUCCUACUUCCAAAAUCAAAACCUGUUUUUGCCAAGACUUUGUCUUCCUCCAAAACCAAACAAAAAACUUCCCACGGAGCAACAGGAGUUUUCUGCAGGUGGCGAGGAUGGAAGACCCUUUUAUUGUAGUGAGGACGAGGAAGCUGGAGAGAGAAACCAAACGUAUUUUCCACCAACUUUGGAAGGUCAUGACAAAGAAGAUGAAGGGACAGAGAUGAAAGAUGAGCAAAUGGAAGACCUCACUAGGGAUUUCUUCAAUCAUUCGACUUUAAAACUGCAGACCUGCUCUCUGUGUUCCUACUCACACGGCAAAGUGUCAGGUCUACUGCAGCACAUCAGAGAGGUUCAUCUCAAUCAGGAACCCAGCAGCCUUCAGUCAAAAGAAGCCGAUACGGAUCAAUCAAAGCCUGAAGCCGGCUCUUCUGAGAUCAAAUGCAGGGGAAACACUUGUGAGUUCUGCGGGAAGGUCUUCAAGUUUGUGUCCACUCUGCAGAGCCACAUGAAAACUCACACGUUGCCGUUCUGCUGCGACAAAUGUGACAAAAAAUACGCAUCUAUGGCGUCCCUGUAUGUGCACCAGCGGAAUCACACGGGUGAGACGCCGUAUCUGUGCUCCCAUUGUGGUCGAGGCUUCAAGACUUCACACAGCCUCAGCUCACACAUCAGUAUUCAUACAGGAGAGAGACGCUACAAGUGCCACAUCUGUGGGAAGACUUCCAUCCAGCAUCUCACCAGGCACAUGCGCAUGCACCGCGGGGAGAAGAACUUCCUGUGCACAGAAUGUGGGAAAGCUUUUCUCUCCUCUGGAGAACUGAGGCUGCACACGAGGUAUCACACCGGCGAGCGUCCGUACAAAUGCAAAUACUGCGAGAAAAGAUUCGUAGCUAAGUGCUUUUUGACGGUUCACAUGCGCAGUCAUACGGGGGAGUGUCCCUAUAAGUGUACAAUGUGUCCAAAAGCUUUUCACACUUUGAGAGCGCAGAAAAAACACAUGAAGAUACACUCAGACUCAAAGUCUUUCCAGUGUUUGAAGUGUGGUAAGAUAUUCAGGCAAAAGGACACUUAUAAAAUGCACCUUCAAACACAUGAAAAAGAGUGAGUCUUAGUCUUGUUUCCAGUGUUUGAAUUUGGUUGGUUGGUCCAUCCAAAAGCUUUUUUAUCUUCACUAGACAAAAACAUGGGUAUAAAUGGUUAACUUUUGCAUCUAAGUAUGAGUUUGUGUAUAAUACUAUCUACACAAAGCUAUAGUUUCACCCAUUUAUACAAGAGUCAAGCAUGGCGCUUUAAGGGGGUGUGUGAUUUUAACUAGAAGGUUCAGCUACAUCAUUAACAGCUCACUUUCAAUAGGAAGAAGUAAGAAUACUGAGCAUUCUCAGUUCUGACCCCUGGAUGCUCACAGAGAGGAUUGUUACCCAAUGACAAAUAACUCAGGUAGAUCCUCAGAAGCCAUUGGUGCUACGAGGUGAGACACAAGUGCAGCAGCCUCCACUUAUUGAGGAGAAAAUUCUCCCCACUUCAUGGUGUUUUAAAACAUGAGCUACACAAACAUAGUCACAUAGGCCUGCAGGGGAAAGCUCCCACAGCUCUUCUCCCUCAUUAGGUCAUAAUCCUGCAUGUAAAGAAAACAGGUGGUUUAUGUUUAAAUGAAUAAACCUCGUGGACCGCUUUCAUUGAAAAGACUCCUCCGUCAAAGACAACACGUGACCAGCAGAGAUGGCCAGCAUGACUAGAAUAGUUUUGCCUAAACAGCUUGUGUAUCUCUGGUCUACAUCAGAAAAAUCACAGAAGAAUGAGAGUGCCAACUCUUCAUGGUGAAAACCAGUGGUGCUAAAAGAGAGACACACCUGCAAUAGAAAUAAUCCUUCAGUUCCUCUGGGAACUUUAUUAAACAUAAGCCAUUGUGACUCACAGUGCAGAUUUUACAGUCCUUUUGGUGGACACUGUCAUUUUAUCUGUAUAAGAGAUGUUACCUGACAAUGUGUAAGAAUGUGUGAUCUUGCGAUGGAGAGAAUUCUCACUAGACGUUUUAGCAAAACAUCUUUAAAUAGUCAUUGAAUUUACUGAAGCUGGUGGUUUGAUAGACAAAUUAUUCUAAUCUGUCUGGUAGAUUGAGCAGAUAUGAUGCUCUAAAAACAUUUUUCUUUGCUGAAUAUAUGUAAAAUAUAUCACUUCAUAAAUACAGUAGGUCUGUUAAUGAGCAGCUUUAUUUUAAAUUUUGGCCAAGUAGUGCAAAUCUUUUCUUUCAAAACAGCAGAUAAUCUAUCAGUUUAUUCAA